AUGGCUUGUAUCCCAGCUCCUACCUCUAAUACUUGGGCCAGGGCCCAACUUGAUUUCGGCCUGCCCUCAAAUUCCCUCUCCGUAAAUAAACUCACCAUCUCCUCUGCUCUUCACGCUCCUUCUGCUCUUCAUUUACCAAAACAACUCUCCAUCUCCGUGACACCACCAGCUACAAGAGAGGACUCCCCCAAAACACCCCAAUCACCGCACUGGAACUUGCUGCAGAAAGUAGCAGCCCACGCCUUAGAUAUGGUAGAGGACAUCUUGGUCUCACACGAGUGCCAACACCCGCUCCCAAAGACUGCGGACCCGAGAAUCCAAAUCGCCGGAAACUUCGCUCCUGUGCGAGAACAACCCGUCCGGCAAUCUCUCCCUGUCACAGGCACUGUACCGGCCUGCAUUCGGGGCGUCUACGUCCGCAAUGGUGCCAACCCGCUAUUCGAACCAGUCGCCGGUCACCACUUUUUCGACGGGGACGGUAUGGUGCAUGCUGUCACAUUCAAUCCGGAUAUUUCAGUCAGCCACGCUUGCCGGUUCACCGAAACAGAGCGCCUUAUCCAGGAAAGAGUGCUGGGCCGGCCUGUUUUCCCGAAAGCAAUCGGGGAGCUCCACGGCCACUCGGGUAUCGCCCGGCUCCUACUCUUCUACGCCCGAGGGCUGUUGGGCCUCGUGGACCACCGCCACGGCACCGGAGUGGCCAACGCGGGCUUGGUCUACUUCAACGGCAGGCUGCUGGCCAUGUCCGAAGACGACCUUCCGUACCACGUUCGCCUCGAACCGAAUGGGGACCUCCACACCAUUGGUCGGUUCAACUUCAAUGAGCAACUCCGGUCCGCCAUGAUCGCCCACCCGAAGCUCGACCCAGUGACCAGAGAACUAUUUGCGCUCAGCUACGAUGUCGUCCAGAGGCCCUACCUGAAGUACUUCCACUUCUCCGCCGACGGAACCAAAUCGCCAGACGUCGAGAUACCCUUGAAGGUUCCUACCAUGAUCCACGACUUCGCGAUCACGGAGAACUACGUGGUGGUGCCGGACCAGCAAGUGGUCUUCAAGCUCCCAGAGAUGAUCCGGGGUGGGUCACCUGUCAUCCACGAACCGAAAAAGAAGGCCCGGUUUGGAAUUCUACCAAAAAAUGCCCGAAAUGCUUCCGCUAUUGUCUGGGUGGAAUGCCCGGAUACGUUUUGCUUCCACCUCUGGAACGCAUGGGAAGAACCCGAAUCCAACGAGGUGGUUGUAAUCGGGUCGUGCAUGACCCCUCCCGCUUCCAUUUUCAACGAUUGUGACGAGCCUCUGAAGAGCGUGUUGUCUGAAAUCAGGCUCAACCUGAGGACCCGAAAGUCGACCCGACGCAAGAUAAUUUCCGGGCCGGAUCAGAUGAACUUGGAAGCCGGGAUGGUGAACAGGAACAAGCUGGGGAGAAAGACAAGGUACGUGUAUCUCGCAAUAGCUGAGCCGUGGCCCAAGGUUUGUGGAUUCGCCAAGGUCGAGAUUUCUACAGGGAGAGUAGAAAAAUACGUAUACGGCGACAGAAGAUACGGCGGAGAGCCGUGCUUUGUGCCCAUGGAGGCUAACAGUGAGAGAGAGGAUGAUGGGUACAUUCUCUCAUUCGUUCACGACGAGAAGACGUGGAAAUCGGAGCUUCAGAUCAUAAACGCCAUUAAUCUGGAGUUGGAGGCUACCGUUAAGCUUCCGUCAAGGGUACCGUAUGGUUUUCACGGUACUUUUAUCAGCUCAGACGAGUUAAUUCACCAAGUAUAG
This is a messenger RNA of Thlaspi arvense, 1758 nucleotides long. The record is from the annotation of a GenBank genome assembly. Lineage: Eukaryota; Viridiplantae; Streptophyta; Magnoliopsida; Brassicales; Brassicaceae.